CUCCCGACUCCCUCCCAGGCUGUGACACAACUUUUCAGUUCCUUUUGAAUAAGUGCAGCAAAGUUGCACGCUUCUUUGCACAGCAACUUCCUCAGGAGCCUCUUGUCUGCGGAACACAAUGGCCUCAAUGCUGUGGAUUGUUACUGGGCUCUGCUGCCUGCUGAGUGUUUGCCAAGCGCGUACAGUUAUCAGCUGCCGCUUCAAAGGGGUUUUCCAUGUGGAAAAGAACGAUCGAUAUUCACUGAAUCAGGAAGAUGCCGUAAAGCUCUGUGGGAUGCUCAACACCAGCAUUGCAAAUUACACGCAAUUGGAGAUCGCCUUGGAUUUUGGCUUUGAAACCUGCAGAUACGGCUGGAUUGAAGACCGUGUAGUGAUACCACGAAUCAAACCAAAUCCCAUAUGUGCUGCCAAUUACACCGGCAUCUACACCCUUGGCAAUAACGAGUCCCUGCGCUACGACGUCUACUGCUACAAUGCCUCAGAGACGGAAGACAAGUCCUGCCAACCUGUUCUCCUCCUCAACGAAACAGAUUUUUCUCACAACACCAUCGACUCGUAUGAUCCGACCUUAGAUACUCAAAUCCAGAAUUCUGACAAAAGUGGAUACCAGGGAGACUCUGUAACUGAUCCUGCACCUGCCAUGAUCACACCAGAUCCUGGGCAGGAUCGGGGUGAUAUUCAAGGAACCCCUGACCCAGAUGGUGACCACUAUUCUACAAAGGAAGAUGGUUCUGAUUCCACAGAACAGUCAAAUGAGCGCGGACAUUCAGGAUACCAAGAAACCCCAGACCAUCACUAUCCCAAAGAAGGAAAAGAUCAUGGACGACAUGAAUUAGAUACAGAAUUUACAACCACAGAAAGUUCUCUUGAUGGUGAUGAAUUUGAGCAUGAUAGGCAUCCAGGACCUCAUGGAGAACAUCAUGUUACAGGAAGAGAUUACACCAGACCAGAUGAUAAAAGCAUUAGAGAGACAGAAGAGGUCCCAUCUGACACUGGUCGUUCUCCUGAAGAACAUGAUGGCCACCUCAUUGACCAUGAUGGAGAAGAUGACAAGAAGGGAAGAAUGUUGAACACAGAUCCGUCAUCUGAGAAUGCUGAGCUCAACAAUGAACCCAAACAGAAAAGAGGGGCUAGAGUUCCUGACUGGUUAAUUGUGGUGGUGGCUCUCGUGGCUCUGGGGCUGAUAUUGUCUGUCUGUCUUGCAAUCAAUUCCCGCAGACUGUGUGGCCAAAAGAAGAAACUGGUAAUAAAUGGAAACAAAGCAAAACUGGAAGACGGGGAGAUCAUGGAGCAAAAUGGAGACAAUGUCAAGUCUCAAGAGAUGGUACAACUGGUGUCCCAAGAGCACACAGUCGACCAAGACCCCCAAGAAGAUAUCAUUCAGAAUAAGAAGGAUGUAGACAUGAAAAUCGUAGUCUAGCAUCUCCAAAAACCAAUGGGGGAAAAAAACAACAAAGUACUAAGACUGAAUUUAGAGUUAUAAGGAGCCAUGGACAGCUAAAUAAGGAUCCUGUGCUGCUUCUGUAUCUUAUAAACGAGGCCAAACUGAAUAACAGCUUUCAGGCUAUUCCAUGACAGCAGAUACUUUCCAAUGCUCUUCUCCUGUAUGGAAUCUCUUCUUAGGGGGUUGGGGGGGUGGAAAUGAUAUGAGGAAAAUGAAGGACUAAAAGACCAGGGAUGUCCAAACAACUUACUAGUAAUCACGUACCCAGAAAAUAGAGCUCUCUGUUAUCUUCAUCUGCUGAGGACAUCAUCUUGGAUCCUGGAGGUCAAAGCUCUUUGUCAAGAUGAUACAUUGGAAACAUUGGACAGGAAUCAACACACGGCAGUGACCAACUGCAUUUUGCGUUUCUUUGAUAUGUAUUUAUAGUUCUGUGACAUCUGUAGAUCAUGAUUCAAGAAGUUUCUCACUAUGUACCCUGAUCUACUUGAGCAGACCCCAGUUUCAGGAUGUCCAUCCAUAGAGCCAACUUCUGUAAUCUCAAACAGCCUUUAUACUCAGUUAGGGUCAAAACAAUAGAUGGUCUAUUUAGUUAUACCCUUGUAAUGUAACAAUUGUUCUGAGAGCAGAACAGUAGGCCAACUACUGGGUCAUACUUACAAGACAGUAGGCCAACUACUGGGUCAGACUUACAAGACAGUAGGCCAACUACUGGGUCAGACUUACAUGACAGUAGGCCAACUACUGGGUCAGACUUACAGCGCUGAUAACAUUUCUUCCCAACUCCAAAAUGGUCACUGCAUAAACCAAAAUCCUCAAACUAUGGUGAAGCCACCUACACGGGUCCAAAGCAGUUGAUAGAGGGGUCCAAGCUGAAGAUUAGGAUAAACCAUCACAAUAUCAAGGCAUUGGGGCCCCUUUAAGAAUAUCUUUUUGUAUCGAUUUUAUUUAAGUUGGCUUACUGUAUGUAUAGCACCGUGUUUCCUACUCACUUGUUGGGUGUUCGUUUUAAUUAAGAAGAGAAGAAGCAUUGAAUCUUAAACUAUCCCAAGCUUUCAUGAGUUGCUCUAGCACUGCUUGGCCAACAUGGACUUUCAUAUCUGAGGAACUUCGGAGGACUCUCGUACUGUUUAUAUGCUGGGAAUAUAUUAGUGCUGAGAAUUUCAGACACUGCUUUGUGUAGAUGAAUGUAUGUGGUAACCCUCCUCUCCCAAAGAAUUCUCAUUCAACAUAAGACGGGUUAGAGUGGAGACAUUGAGCAGGAACAGCCCAUUUCGUAGGGUGCGCUUUGUCUAUAUAGAACUUCCGAGGGCUUAAAUUUCAACAUAUGGAAAAUAUUUUAUUUUGUGUCUUUUUUUAUAGGAGCGGGGGAAAGGGUGGCUGGGAUAACCCUUAAUUUUAUGGUGAAGGGAGGGGUUUAAACCCAAACUGUUGGGGUACUAGUGUAAUUUUGUAUCUUUGGUUCUUUAAACAACAGUCAAGGCUAAGGUCAACAGAUCAAUUGGAGAGAUCUAGGAAUGAUUUAGGAAGCUAUGGGGCUUCUCAUAUCCCUUACAGGACUGAUCUGAUUCGAUGCUCUCUUACCCCCGGUGUGAUGCAGUUACUGGCGUUAGGGUUAUUAAUGCAAACGGCAGGGGUCGCCAUGAGAUCCGUGAAGUGGCCUUCAGAAGUGGGUCACACCUGCUCUACAUGAGCUGAAUCUUUUUGUCCAUGUAGGUGAUUUCCCUCAAUCUCUAGACUUUUCAGAAGCUUCUCCUGGCUGGAUUUAUGGGGAGAAACAUCAGUUUUUGAUGGGAUCCAUUCAAGACCUAGCGGUGAUUUGGAGCAUUAUGGGCAAAUUUUAGGAACACUGACUUACCCUUUGGAGCACUUAUUUUUGCUAACGCCCCCCCUCCCUCGUUAAACAUGUGACCUGGUGGGCAGGAGCCUAAUGCAGGGUCAGCCUACUUAAAGGAAUUUUUAAAAAUGCAAAAAAAGUACAAUUCUUUAUCCCUUGUAAAGAGCAAGGACCUGAGCAGAAUAAUUAUAUAAGUGGGUCGGGAUAUCUGUGGAACACAAUUUUCAUGCGCAAAUACCCCAAUAAUAAAAACACAUGUUCUACUCUA
Xenopus laevis (African clawed frog) is the source of this 3546-nucleotide messenger RNA. It is a transcript of the gene cd44.L, whose product is annotated as CD44 molecule (Indian blood group) L homeolog. Gene Ontology annotation, molecular function: transmembrane signaling receptor activity; cytokine receptor activity; hyaluronic acid binding. The transcript has 8 exons. Lineage: Eukaryota; Metazoa; Chordata; Amphibia; Anura; Pipidae. The record is from RefSeq and is a predicted model, not a curated record. Gene Ontology annotation, biological process: inflammatory response; positive regulation of ERK1 and ERK2 cascade; cytokine-mediated signaling pathway. The coding region runs from base 119 to 1420 and encodes 433 amino acids. Gene Ontology annotation, cellular component: basolateral plasma membrane; microvillus; plasma membrane.